Molecule: messenger RNA, 4803 nt
Organism: Coffea arabica (coffee)
Lineage: Eukaryota; Viridiplantae; Streptophyta; Magnoliopsida; Gentianales; Rubiaceae
Biological process (GO): telomere maintenance; DNA repair
Molecular function (GO): DNA helicase activity
Source: RefSeq, a predicted model, not a curated record
AUGGAUCAAUCAAAAACUACUGAUAAACUUAAGUGUAAGAGAGAAGCUCGAAAUCAAAAAGCAAGAGAAAGGUAUGCUGCCUUAUCAGUGGAAGAGAAAGAAAAAGUUCGACAGAAGCAACGAGAUGCUUAUAAUAAACGCAAAGCACAGAAACAUGGCAAACCUAUCCCUUCCACUGAACCUACAUCAAUGCAGAAUGUUAUUAACCAUGGAGUACUGCAAUCUGUAGCGAUUGGUACAGACAUACCACAUAGUGAACAAGUCAAAAUACGUGAAGGAAAAGAUGCCAUACAAGCAUCGAAGGAGCAUGCCACUGCAUUUUCCACCUAUGAAAAAGAUAGAGACCCAAUAUGCAAUAGAUGCUAUGAAUUUCUGCAAGCUGCUAUUGAAGAUGCAUCAGGGUAUACAACCUUAGGUUCUGAUAAUCAAAAUAUGCGUUGUCCUGUGAGCAAAAGUUGCAAAGAGAACACAGCUAAAGGUCAGCUGAAAGAAAGUAACACCAAGGACAGAAGGAGCCGUGUCACUCAGAAACCUAUGAAACCUAGAACGGAAGGCCUACAAACCUUAAGAUGUAUACCUGAUGAAGCCGAUACUCUUAGAUCUCAACCAGAUUGUCAGUACUACGGUGCAAAGAAAUUUUACUCUGAGACAACAAACUUCUGUUGUUCUGAUGGCCAAGUAGUGCUGCAUGAAAAUAAAUUACCAGAUGUACUGAUUGAAUUGUUUACUGGUAAAACUGAAGAAGCACUAUGCUUCAGAACAUAUGUUAGAACAUAUAAUAGUCUUUUUGCAUUUACUUCAUUUGGAGUACACUAUGAUAAGUCUCUGUGUAAAAGAACAAAUGGUAUAUACACAUUCAAGAUACAUGGGCAGACUUAUCAUUACAUAAAUCAACUAAUACCACAUGGAGGAUCAGGGAUGUACUUGCAAUUGUAUUUCCAUGACACAGAGCAUGAAUUACAGAAUCGAAUGGCCUUUUCAGCAAAGCUUACAGAGAGUAUAGUUCUGAAAAUUAUGGAGGUCAUGAAAUCAAACCCUUAUGCUUGUUUUUUUCGAAGCCUUCGAAAUGUACCAGACCUGGAUUCUUACCAAAUUUUGCUGAAGUCUCAUUGUGAUAUGGACCAAAGAGUUCAUAAUAAACCAACCGUAUCUCAAAUAGCUGCCUUAUGGGUAGAAGGUGACCAUGAUCAGCACUCUUACGCAAGACAUAUUCAAGUCCAUACAAAGGAUGGAAAUAGCCAUCGAGUGCAGUACUAUUAUGGGUGUUAUGACCCAUUACAAUACCCUUUAUUGUUCCCAUUUGGCGAACCUGGAUGGCAUGCAGGAAUAAGGAGGUCUGAAACAAGCAAUCCUAAGAAGAGAAAAAGGGGUUUCAAACACAAAGAGCAAACUAUCAAGCUGACAAGUUUUAAAUCAGCGGAAGAGAUGAUCGAGAAUGAGGAACAACCAAUUUUGUUUUUGUCACCAGUUCUAGCUCAGAACAAGAACCAUAAAGAACAUGUUUCUAUGAGAGAAUAUUACUCAUACAAGUUACAGAUCAGAGCAAAUAACACCCCUGGAAUUCUGAAUACUGGAAGAGAGUUGCAGCAGUAUGUAGUCGACAUGUAUGCAAAGAUAGAAACUCAAAGGCUCGAUUUUUUUAGGAUGAAGCAAAAGUUAAUUCGGACAGAACAACUGCAAGGUAUAAUGGACUCCAUUACAUCUGGACAAUCUCAAGGUGCUAGAGUUGGGAAACGAGUGAUUUUACCAGCUUCAUUUAUAGGAGGCCCCCGCGACAUGAAGAGACGAUACGUUGAUGCAAUGGCAUUAGUUCAGCACUUUGGGAAACCUGACUUGUUCAUCACCAUGACUUGCAAUCCAUCAUGGCCUGAGAUGAAACAAAACAUGCUUGAAACUGAUGAAUAUCAAAACAGGGUGGAUUUAUCAGCAAGGAUCUUCCAUGCAAAAUUAGAACUAUUAAAAGAAGAGAUGUUCAAAAAAGAGAUAUUUGGCCAGGUAGCUGCAUAUACGUAUGUUGUAGAAUUCCAAAAGCGUGGCCUACCGCAUGCCCAUUUCUUGAUAAUCUUGAAGCCUGCAUCAAAAUUUUACUCAACAGAUUCAUAUGAUCAGAUUGUUUCUGCUGAAUUGCCAGAUCCGAAUGAAAACUACCAUUUGUUCAAGAUGGUUCGAAAACACAUGAUUCACGGACCAUGUGGAGAUAAGAAACCUGACAACGUUUGCAUGCAAGGGAGAACAAUUAAAAGAUGCAAGAACAAGUAUCCAAAGGACUGGGCAGAGAAGACGACGCAUGGGGAGAAUUCAUAUCCAACAUAUAGAAGGAGAAAUAAUGGCAGAAAAGUUUUGGUUCGGGGACAUGAACUCGAUAACAGAUGGGUAGUCCCGUAUAACCCAUAUCUUCUGGCUAAAUUUAACUGCCAUAUCAAUGUUGAGAUAUGCUCAACAAUUAAGGUGGUUAAAUAUAUAUAUAAGUACAUAUAUAAAGGGCAUGACAAAAUCCAUUUUAUGGUGAACCCAGAGAAUAGUACAGCUGCCAUUGAUGAAAUUAAGGCAUAUCAAUCUGCUCAUUGGGUCUCCCCAAUAGAAGCUAUAUGGCGAAUUUUCCGCUUUGCAUUAUUUGAAAUGCAACCUUCAGUCAUUCAUCUACAGCUACAUCUGGAAAAUUACCAAUCAUUGACAUUCGAGGAUGAUGCUGAUCUUCGAGAUUUGAUGAAUAAUUCACAUGCUAAAAGAAGCAUGCUUACUGAAUUCUUCAAGAUGAAUGCGAUCGACAAAACAGCUCAGAAUUUGAAGUGCACUUAUCAGCAAUUCCCCGAAUAUUUUGUGUGGUAUCCUGGUAGUCGAACAUGGGGAAUCAGAAAACAAAGACAAGUCAUUGGCAGAAUUGUAAGUGCAAAUCCAAGUGAAGGUGAAAGAUACUUCCUAAGAGUACUAUUAUUGAACGUGAAAGGUCCAACAUCAUUCGAUGACCUUAAAACUGUUAAUGGUGUACAUGUUGACACUUUUAGAGAAGCUGCAAUACUCAGAGGCUAUCUUGAAUCAAAUAAUGCUCAAGAACAAUGCUUAGAGGAAGCUGCACUUUAUCAUAUGCCUUACAGCCUCAGACGACUGUUCUCAACUCUAUUAGUGUAUUUCCCACCUUCUGACAGCAAAAGCUUGUGGCUGAAAUUUAAAGACUCCAUGGGCGAAGAUUACAAAAGAACAACCACACUCUCAACAAGCCAAAUAGAGUUGCUUGUUCUGCAUGAAAUCAGCAAGUUUCUCAAUUCAAUGGGCAAAAACAUAAAUAUGUAUCAGUUGGUGCCCAAAUUCUUGAGGUUCGAUGACGUGGACAAAGAGAGCAGAGAUAUCUUAAGUGAGAAGAACAUUGUCAUAUCAGAUUCAGAUCUUGCUGCAAUAUCCAGAUUGAAUACAGAACAGAAAUCAGCAUUUAACAAGAUCAUUGAAGCAGUCUUCAUUAAGCAGAGUGGUUGUUUUUUCCUUGAUGGACCUGGAGGUACGGGAAAAACAUUCUUAUAUAGAGCACUGCUAGCUGAAGUGCGAUCAAAAGGAUAUACAGCAUUGGCGACAGCGUCUUGUGGAGUUGCCGCUUCAAUACUACCUGGAGGCAGAACAGCCCAUUCGCGCUUCAAAAUACCGAUUGAUCUAAAUCCAGCUAAUAUGUGCAAGGUAAGUAAACAAAGCUCACUAGCUCAGCUCCUGCGUCAAGCAAAGUUGAUUAUCUGGGAUGAAGCUCCUAUGACUCAUAAAAUUGCAAUAGAAGGGGUUGACAAACUAUUGCGUGAUUUGAUGGACUGUGAUAAAUUGUUUGGCAAUAAAGUUAUAGUUUUUGGGGGAGAUUUCAGACAAGUUCUACCCGUUGUGCACAAAGGUUCAAAUGCAGAUUCCUUUGAAGCAAGUUUGAUAAGAUCUUACAUCUGGCCCAACCUUGAAAAACUUCAGCUCAAACAGAAUAUGCGGGCUCUCUCUGAUCCUGAUUUCACAGAAUACCUUCUACGAAUCGGCAACGGAACAGAAAUGACAAUAAAUACUGACAAUGUUCGAAUUCCAGAUCCAUUAUUGAUUCAUUAUACCACUGAAGAAGAGUCAUUAAAUCGAUUGAUAACAACUGUGUUCCCAAAUUUCAGCCAGUUUGCUGAGAAGGAUGCUACUGUUAUCAACAGAGCUAUUUUGACAACAAAGAAUGAGUUCGUGGAUGAAAUCAAUGAAACACUGAUGCAACAAUUCCCUGGCAAUGCAUUAGAAUAUAUUAGUAGAGAUAAGUGCUUGGACUUCUCUCAGCAAGGAGCAAUGGAAGAUUUCAUCAACAGUUUAACACCAAAUGGUCUGCCUCCUCACCGUUUAGCAUUGAAACCAAAUUGCCCUAUCAUCUUGCUUAGAAACAUCGACCCUCCGGAAGGUUUAUGCAAUGGGACUCGACUAAUUUGCAAGUCUUUGUCAUCCAACAUAAUUCAUGCUGUUAUAAGCUCGGGUGAACAUCAAGGAAAAGAGGUGUUUCUACACAGAAUAUGUUUCAGAAUCGAAAAUGAUCCCAACAGCCCUGUUUCAUUUGAAAGACUACAAUUUCCUAUUCGGUUGUCCUUUGCUAUGACUAUCAACAAAGCUCAAGGACAAACGCUUGACUUUGUCGGCAUUUACUUACGAGAGCCAGUCUUUUCUCAUGGCCAGCUCUACGUAGCAUUGUCACGAGCUAAAAGUAGCAGCUCCAUCAAAAUUUUGAUUCGGCCCCCUCUAUUUGCAACUGACUUAGACUAUCUGACAGCAAAUAUUGUCUACUCAGAAGUCUUACAUCUUGCUUACACUUAG